Tyto alba (common barn owl) is the source of this 5314-nucleotide messenger RNA. RefSeq names its product ITPRIP like 2 (gene ITPRIPL2). Lineage: Eukaryota; Metazoa; Chordata; Aves; Strigiformes; Tytonidae. The transcript has a single exon. The annotation marks the transcript as partial. The record is from RefSeq and is a predicted model, not a curated record.
CCGGGCGGCGGCCACCCCCGUGGCCCGAGGCCCCGCCGCGCCGUGCCCGUCUACACCCUCAACGUGCGGGUGUUCUGGCCGCUGCUGACCGCCCUCUGCACCGCGCUGCUCUGCCUCUACCAGGCCCUGCGGGGCGGUGCGGCCGGAGAGGGCGCGGCGGAGGCGGGCUCCGUCCCGCUCCUCAAGGGCUCGGCGCUCCUGCUGCUGGGCUGCCUGCUGGCCCGCUGCUGCGGCGCGGCGGGCGGUGGCCCGAGGCCCGGCGGGGAGCGGGCGGCGGGGCCGGCGGGGGCGCGGCGAGGCGCCCUGGAGAGCUUCUACGCGCGGCAGCUGCGGCUCUCGCCCCAUGUGCUGGGGCACAGCAAGGCGCACGUCGGGCGCGUCGUGGCCGAGCUGGUGCGCGCCGCCAAGGCGCAGGGGCUGCAGCCCGGCCCGCUGGCCCUCAGCCUGCGCGGGGACUUCGUGCGCAUCGGCAGCGCCUACGAGCAGCACAAGGUGCGCAGCCCCGACUGCUUCGACAUCCUGGUGCCCCUGCGGCUGCCGCCGCACCUGGAGCCGCAGCCGCGCAGCGCCGAGGGGCUGGGGCCGUGCGGUGCCUUCGUCUGCGGCCUGCGGGCCAGGGCCGGCUGGCCGCGCCGUCACCGGCCCUUCGCCGAGGGCUUCUGUGUGGAGCUGCAGGGCCGCAGCCACCUCUCCUCGGGGCUAGUGCUGCGCUGGUUCCAGGGCCACAUGCAGCGCUGCCUGGGCGCCGUGCGGUACCGGCUGCAGGAGCGCUGCCGCAUCAGCCUCUCAGCCUGCCCCGGGCACCCGCCCACGCUGCACAUCCUGCCCUGCUCCGACUACGUCUGCUGCCACAUCUCCAUGGCCGUGCGCCUCAUCCCUGCCAUCCCUCUCGGCGACGCGCUCUACCUCACAGCCCUGCCACCCGAGGGCCCGCGGGCCCCCCCGGCCCCAGAGGCCCUCUGGGGCCUCAACACGUCGCGGCAGGAGCAGCGGCUGCUGAGCUGGCUGAAGGAGCAGGUGCCGGCCUCCUCUUGCCACCUCAAGUGCCUGCAGAUCCUCAAGGGCCUGCGGGACCUCCGCGGGCAGGGCCUGGAGGAGCCUUUCUGCUCCCAGUGGGGUAGGGUGCUCUCCUCCUAUGUGCUGAAGACAGCCCUCUUCUCGCUGCUGCUGCAGGGGCCCUUGGAGGCCUGGGAUGAGCGGUUCCUGGUGGAGCGGCUGGAGGACCUGGUGCUGUACCUCAGGGACUGCCUGCGCAAGCAGGUGCUGAUGCAUUUCUUCCUGAGCAAUGCCAGCCUCCCCGAGGCCGUGGCGCUACCCCGCUUCCUCAAGGAAGCCACCCCCGUGAACUUGCUGGCCGCCUUUGACGGGCCCACGCUGGACCUGGCUGCCUUCCAGCUCAUCAACACCUGGAUCCAGGCCCCGCACGUCAUCAGGAUGUACAGCAGCCCCCGGUACUUGCGACCAGUGCCCGCCCUGUGCCGGCAUGUUGCCGAAGCCAGGCGGGAGCCGCCGGGAGAGUGAGCCAGUGGCUGGGCGAGCCGGGGCAGCGCGUGCUCCCAGCCCGCUGGGCCGUCGGGAGCCUGUGUCUGCCCAAGGAAGGUGGGACCCGUUUAAAUGUGGUUCGGUGGCAUUUGUUGUCCCUGACCCGAGAAUACUGGGAAACCAGAGGCCAGGACUGAAAUGAAAUUGUGAUUUUUUUUGUUUGUUUGUUUGUUUCUUAAUCUCAUGUUCAUGAGAUUUCUUCAUUGUUCAUAGGAAAAUUGUGAAAUUUCUGGGGAAGCGCCUCAGUCGAGAAGUGUUAUGUUCAGCUGGCUGGCUGCAAACCCAAAUUUAACAGGCUCAGACUGACAUUCUAGAAAUCCAUGUUAACUUGUUGUCUUAGCAGCAAAAUUGACCCUUCUCUGAAAUCUGCUUUUUAUGAUACAAAAUUCAUUUGGGAUUUAAAAAAUCCUCUAAAUGCAAACAACACCCCCACCCUUCCCCCCAAAAUGUACCAAGAUGCUCUUAAAAUGUGAUAAGCUCUGGAGUAUGAGUGUGGGUCAGAGUUUGAAAUGCUCAACGACAUACUUUAAAUUGCCCAUGCAAUCAAACAUAUUAUGCUGAAUAGAAAUAUAGUGUGUGUGUUAAUGUCAAAUUGAGAGAAGAAGCAAAAUCUCUCCCAUAACAGUAUGAAGAAUCUAGUUGCACAUUUCCAUGUUCAAAUGAAGGUUAUACUGAAGGAUUGAAAUACAGAGAAAAGGAAACAAAUAGCACUUUAUUUUUACAAAGGCCUUCUUUUUAGGAUAAUUGGCUGCACUAAAUAUUGCUGUGGAGGAGGCAUUAGUAUUUUGUUAAAGGAAUUGCGUUUGAAUUAUCCCAAAGAAAACCUUUUAAGUAAAUACAUGGAGGUUCAUUUGUUUGUGGGUUCUUGUUGAGUUUUAUUAAUUUUUUCUGUCUUCAAGUAUUAUUUUCUUAGAACUUGCUUUACCUCAAGGACCAACAACAAAACAAAUUCUGUAUUAUUUUUUGGAACAAACCUUAAGCCAGUUCAAAUCUCAGUGCUGUAAACUGACUGCUGCACCUUCCUGCCCUCUGGUAGGAGUUUGGUGGGAUUUUUAGAUGACUGCCUAACCAGUUGUCUGUUCGUGGCAGUGUUUUGACCAAAUAACCUGAUGGGAUUUUCUCAUGCUGUGCUAUAGCAGAUCUUUAUCUUAUUGCGGGGAGGAGGAAGUGAAAUAUUUCAGGGUACUUCAAAAUUAUUUAGCACUGAUUCAUGGUACAGUGGCAGUCUUAGGCUAUGGAUUCUGGUGUCCUCUAAAUGUAAAUGUCAUCCAGAUAAUUUCCACUUCAUGCCUGGUUAUAUCCCAUAACUUUGCUCAAAUAACCUGGCGAGUUGUAAUGCAGCCAGCGCUGCAGGUGUCCUUAGCUCCCAGUGCAGGUACCUGGUGUGUGGGAACCUGACAUGUCCCAGGUUGUCAGCAAAUUCAGAAUUUCAAAUCUUUGCUUUAUUGGGUCACUGCUCAAGUAUUUGAUGUAUUAAGACCCAAAAUAUGUUGCUGAAUUGCUGGUGCUCAGGAAGGUGAGCGUGUGCCUUAUUACCCCACUGUACUGUGUUCUAAGUGGGCUGUCCAAAAUUAAUUAUAACUGAUGAAGUGUAACUUCUGGGAAGCUUUAGGAUAACUUGGAGUUACUAAUAUAUUCCUCCUCUCCCUGAUGUACAUAGAGAUACCGGUGUGCUUUAUUCACAUUUCUAUGCAUCAGAGCACAAAACAAACAUUUUCGAAACCUAUGAAGCUUUAUAAAAAUCUAUUUUUCUAAAUGGAAACACUCCCUAGGCAGAUGUUUGCCUACUUCUGUCUAUUUUUUUAACUGCUCUUGGAGUCUUAUUUUCAGGUAAUUGUAGCCUAGGUCACACCCGCAAGUUGGGUUAUUUUUACAUAUGAAGCACUGUGCUUCUUUCUACAAAUACAAAUAUUGUAUUUAUAGGUAGUCUGAUCAAAUGUUCUUUGCACAUGGUAUUUAAGGCUAAAUGAGCUACCUUAGUGUUUUGAUUUUUUUUUUUUUUUUGGUAGUAGACCAUGAUACAUACUAUUUUUGCAGUCUUGUGUUACUUGGUAUUUGAAAUAAGAUGCAGUUCUGCAAUCAAGGCAGUUAAAUCUUUUGCCCAAAGAAGGACUAGAUGAUCAGCCCAGGGUAUUGUGGCUGCCUGAACUCAUGACAUAAAAACCCUCUAGCUGUUAAUUCUGGCAUCAUAACCACUUCAGUAAGCUGCCGGUUCAUUUACAUCCCUGCAUCCCUGUGUCUGAAAAGCAAUCUUUUCACUGAAAGGGGAUGCACAUGUGGUGUGUAUUUAGUAUUGCUGCAAUACGUGGAAAUCUGUAAUAGACUUGGUAAGGGCUUUCUCACUAAAAUGCAGUAAUGCCAGGAGAGGACAGUUGCAUCAGGAAAUGCAUGACAAGGAGAGAUGGUGGAGAAUAUAAAUAGUUUAGAAAAUGAAAGUUGGGCUGAGAGUUGAGUGGGAAUGAUGGUAAACUCUCAGUGAAGACACACUGCAAACAAACCACAGGACAUGGGGAUAAAAUUGGGAGGAGAGCUAUUGAAAGCAAGGUGUAUUUGGAGUGUAGAGGUAAGAGACUGAAGUGGGUUUUGCUCUGACAAUAUUUUCAAAGUGGUUGAAUCCAUCAGGGCUGAACAGUGAGGCAAACCCUCAGUUGAUUAGUCAUGUAGGUAGAUCUUCAGUGUGACUUCUUCAGCAAGGCAUUUUGAGUGUUUGAUGGCUGGUGAUGGGGUAAUAUGUAUGCAUUUGCUCUAACCUGAGGCCUGGGCAAGCUUUCUUGAGAAGAGGGGGCUUCCUGCCAGUAAGGCAAUGUGCAUUGAGGUCUGAGAAAAUCUCAGACUAACUUGUGGCUCUGUUGUACAACUGAGAUAUUGAGUGUAUUUUCUUUAUCCGCUAUAAAGCGUGCAUUCAUGAAUACGAUUGACAAAAGGAGCUGAUAAAAGUUGGGUUCUGUAAUGGCAUUCAUCUUGUUCCACAACAAAUGUACCAGCACUGUUACCUGGGGCGUGCUGGAGUUAUAGGGCCUUACCUGCAAGAAGCUGUAUAGAGAACUUGACCUGCCUGAGUAAUCCCACGGGCCUUUUGCCUUUUCCCUCUUCUCCCAACCCCUGGAUGCUGUACACAGAACAGGGCUAUGAAUAGGUAUUUGUUAAGGUUGUAACUCUUAUAAUGUAUCAUAGAUUCAUCCUGGUUGCCUCUGUGUGUGUAAACUGAAACACAAACACAGAAGAAAGUGUUAUUUAGUACUAAUGUGGGUUCUUGGUUCUCUUUGUCUGCAACCUAGUUUUGCAGAGACUCUGUGCAAAUGAAGUUGUUUUUAUUGAAUACUGAUUGGGAAGAGGAGUCACACCUGCAAGAGAAUAAGUUUAUUUACAGUACCAAAACAUGUAUAUGUGACCUUGUUUUGUAUUGAAAAAUGCUAUGUAUUUCUCAAAGACAUCAUUAUUUCUUACCUGACUAAAUAUCUCGAAAACAUUCCUCUUUUGAUUUUGAAUCUCUGCAGAGUAAUGUAAAUUUUAAGUGUCUCUUUGUAAUGGACAUUCUUGGUACAACUAUUUUUUGCUGGUUAAUAAUCAGACCAAAGAUUAAACUAAAGUGUUCAGCUGCUAUUGUUUUUAAAAAAGAAAAGUGUUUGUAGGCUCAAAGUGUCAGCCCAUUUUAAUUAAAAGUUUAUAAAUUCAUUUCCUAUUUAAUAUCUAAAUACAUUUGCACUUUUGUUUCCAUAAAAAGUUGUUGGUUUUGUUUUAAUAUUUCACUGUAGUAAUAAACAGCUGUUUG